Molecule: messenger RNA, 2334 nt
Organism: Pungitius pungitius (ninespine stickleback)
Lineage: Eukaryota; Metazoa; Chordata; Actinopteri; Perciformes; Gasterosteidae
Gene: ccdc92
Product: coiled-coil domain containing 92
Exons: 4
Coding region: 369-1355 (328 amino acids)
Source: RefSeq, a predicted model, not a curated record
AACAUCUGCGACGAGGCUUAUGUUGCACAUUUUGAACUGAAGUUUUUAUUCCAGAGGAUAAUGUUGAGUGACACGAUUAGAAGUUAGCGCGAUUAAACGCCUUUGGGCCCUGGUUUCCCAUGAUGCAUCGCUUUAUUUUGUCUAGUCGCUCAGGGAGAUGAUAGGGAAUUGACACGGCCGCCCUCCCCUCUCAACAAGGCGAGCCCCAGAAAGCAUCCCCGACAUGCCCCACAAGGCAGGACGCGCUUAGCCGGGGAGGGCUCGUCUGUUCUCCGACAAUAUACAACCUUUUACGCGAUAUUUCGACGCCCGCGUAUUUUUAGCCAUAAGAGGUUGCAAGCCAGGCGUGUGUCUGAACAUUAUCAGCCAUGGCAUCAGCAAACGUAACACUGGAAAAUCAGCUGCACAGUGCACAGAAAAACCUGCAGUUCCUCCAGCAGGAUCACACCAACACGUUGAAGGGGCUACACGCGGAGAUUCGCAGGUUGCAACAGCAAUGUACAGAUUUGACAUAUGAGCUCACCGUGAGAAGCUCUGAUCCAUCAGACAGCAGCGAAGUCCGCUGCAGGGAGCUGCAAAGGAGGUGUGAGGAGCUCGAGGCCCAGCUGAAGAAGAAGGAGGAGGAGAACACGGAGCUGCUCAGGGACCUCGAGCAGAAGAACGCCAUGAUCUCUGUCCUGGAGAACACCAUUAAGGAGCGAGAGAAGAAGUACCUCGAGGAGCUCAAGAUGAAGAGCCACAAGCUGGCCGUUUUGUCCGGGGAGUUGGAGCAGAGAGCGAGCACCAUUGCUUACCUGACCGCGCAGCUUCACGCCACCAAGAAGAAGCUGCUGGCCGGCAGUUCGACCGAGGCCAGCCCCAACGUCAGUCCAGUCACCUCAUACAAACCCACGCCUCCACCGGCCAAGGACCGGCAGCCCGAAACCCCGCGGCGGCGCAUGAAGAAGAGCCUUUCCCAGCCACUUCACCCGGAGUUGACUGAGGUGUAUCGGCUGGGGCCCGACGGUAGGCGAUUGGUCCUGCGGGAGGCGGUGGACGCCAUGCCCGACCCGACGCCCUUCCUGCAGGCCGGGAGAGAGUCUCCCGAGCCGCAGGUGGUGCGAGAACGGCCCGCCGUCAUCCCUCCCAUCGCCUCCGAGCGCUCCGCUGCCGCCGCCCUGGGUGCGACGGCCAGCCCCCGGCACAGCCCCGCUCGGGACCGUCAGCACAGGGCUCACGUGGGCGUGGCCCACCGCAUUCCACACGGCACCGCCGGCCUGGCGCCGCCGCAGGCGGAGCUGGAGACGCUGGCUGUCGACCAGGUCAACGAGGGGAAAGUUGUGCGGAAGCGCUCGGGAGCCGACAGAACAGUUUAACACUGCAAUGCUAACGUGUGUGCGCACACACACACACACACACACACACUGAAAGAGCGGGAAGGAGCCUGAAACCACUGUGUAGCCUGCUUUUUGCGCAACACUGCAAUAUGAAAAUUCUAGUUUUGUUCAUGGUAUUCCAUAAGGACUUUCUUAAUAUGCAUUAGAAAACGAGUACUAUAAAGCAUGCCAAAUGUUUCUUAUUUGCAACCAAUGAGAUCUUGUAUGACACACAGCUUGACUUUUGCUUAGACUUUCUCUUCAUUCUGUCUAAUGUGUACAACGAAUUCUCAGCCAAAUAUCUGCAUCAGUGCCUCCUCGACCGGAUCAACCAUACACAAGCUGUGUUGUGUAUUCGUGGCUCAUAGUUACCUUCACAUAUCUCUAUCUGCUCCAUCGUCUCAACAACAGUCUGGACGUCCCAUCAAACUACUGCAUAGGAUAGAACUGAAAUACUAAACUAAUACUCCCCGAAUGUCUUUUAUCUCCUUGUGAUAGCAGUAUAAUAACAUUACUGUAUGUACGAGCUGCAUAAUGUGCAAUUGAGAUUUGCUAGUGAAGGGUGAAAAAGGUGUAUUUCAUUUCAAGUGUAAAGGAUGAAAGGUGUAUAUUUGGGUGUGUGUGAGCGGGAGAGUGUUUUUCAGAGGGAGACACUGAAGGCCAUUGAUACAAUACGUUUUGGCUUAAACAAUAUCCACUGAUGUUAUUUGUGAUACCAGGGCAUUUUUUGCAACACUGCUGUAAUAGGAUUUUGUGAUAUUAUUAACUGUACUUUGUAAAGGCGAUACAUUUUUAAUGAAUUCUUUUUUUAAAUGUAUUGUUCAAUAGAGAACAGAAAGACACCUCAGAUAUUGACCGUAGUCACUGCACCACCAACAUGACAGUAAUUAUAAUCACUUAAUAACCCGCUUAUCACACGAAUAUUACUUGUCCUUGAAGUAUACAAAUGAAUCUAUACAAUAAAGCAAUGCUUUUUUUG